Molecule: messenger RNA, 1155 nt
Organism: Ostreobium quekettii
Lineage: Eukaryota; Viridiplantae; Chlorophyta; Ulvophyceae; Bryopsidales; Ostreobiaceae
Source: the annotation of a GenBank genome assembly
AUGCUUUCGCUUGAAGAUAUUGACCAGAUAUGUGACAUAGUACGAGAAGAGGCAACCCUUGCAGACGAGCAUGGUGUGGAGUACAUUGAUUUCGAAGGCAUGACUCGUGUGCAAGACCGUUGCCGCGAUUUGUGGGGCUCUGAGCUUGACCGAUGCUUCCGAGCUCAGACAUUUCUCAAACUGCGAGGCUUGGGAGGCUCAGUUCCUGCCGAAAGCCUGACAGAAUACGUCAAGCGCUAUGUAGACAUGCGCAGAUUGCACUUGGAGCUCAGUACCUACGAUCGAAGUGCACGUGGGAUUGUGACCUUGAAGGAUCUGGAGGAUUACUUGGGUUACUGCAAGCUUUUUGAGAGGCAAGGGAUGGACAAGCACCGCAUCCAACAGGCUAGACAGGUGGCUGUCCAAAAGUUUGCAUUCCACCAUGCUGUCCGGAAUGGGCAGACCCGAGUGGUGGAACUGCUGACAAGCACAGUUAUGGAGGAGCUGCAGGAGGUCAGGAGGGCCAUGGAGUCAGUGACUGAUAGGAGGAGAGUGGCGGACUCGGGUAGCUGGUUUUCAAGACAGGUCAUCGAAACGGUCCUGGAUUCGUUUUCUGACUUGUCGGAGCCAACAGGCUGUGAGAGGGUCACAUUGCAGAUGCUGCUGGAAUUUGAGGGGACGAAGUUUUCCGAAUUGUUUGUCAAGCGCCUCUUCGAGGAGCAUGUGUGUGGCUCAGGGGCGGGCGACGCAGGAGGUGCAGGGGGAGAAAUGGGAUUGAUGGAUUUCACCAGAUUCGUGGUCGCAUGGCGGGACCGGUCCAGCAAGGCGGCUGUGCGAUAUUUCUUCCCAAUCUUCGAUGUCCACAAGCGUGGCUACUUGGAUUACGUCGAUGUCCGGAUGUUCUUCAAGGAGAUACACGCCUUGUGGAAGGAGUGCGGACAGGACAGCCAAGAUGAGCCAGACAUGUGUGAAAAUGUUGUCAAUGAGGUGUUCGCUAUGGUGAACCCCAGCAUACCUGGUAGGAUGUACAAGGAGGAUCUGAGCAGGUGUGGGAAGGCAAUAACAGUGAUUGGCAUCCUUUCAGACAUGUGGGAGUUCUACAGGCAUGAACACGGAGAGGCGGAGACUGGGUUGGAGGGGGAGGGUUUUUUGGAAUUGGAGGAGGAGAGGCUGUGA